CAUUCAUUUGGAUGAGACUCAGAUUUUAUGGGACAGACUUCUAACUCCUUAGACUUAACUCUUGCCCAUUUCUGGGAGGCCCCAGUCUGGUAGAGCUCUGCCACUGCUCUGGUCUCUGGUCUGGCACAUGUCUUCUCGGAGUCCAGGUUGUUUGGGAAUGCAGCCUACCCCACAGAGAGACAGGCAGCUCUUAAAGCAGCAACAGCAGCUUCUGAGGGUUGGAGGCAUUCUGAACAAGUGGCAUGAGCCCACUGAAAAACAAGUCUUCAAAGAGAAUGCCAAAACCCUGGUAACAGCUCCCCAUGGUCUCCAAGAAGAUUUAGAUGACAAAUGACUUCAUCUCUGGAUUAUGGUAUGCUAACCACUGUUGAAGACUGCCCCAACUGGCCCACUGUUAGGGCCCAGCCUAAGCUGUGGACAUCUGGAGAGUCAUUGUUUCCUUUUUGCUGAAGGGGAUGAUAUAACCAAAGCUUCUCCAUAUACCUGCACAAGACCAAACCAGCGUGCAUGGGGAGGAAUUCACAAAGUCCUACCCCAAGCUAAUGAGCUAUUGGCAGUUGAUGGCUGCUAGGAAAAGAAGUCUUUCUGGAAAAGGAGGAGAGAUGACAACGAGGAAGACAACCACCACCCCCAUUCUUCGAAGAGGAGUAAGAAGGGCCAGGCCUUUCAGGACCCUCACGCUAUAGAGUGCAAAUCAAGAGCCGUGGGAGUCAUCCCCUGGGUCACAGGUAACUGACCAAGGGCCAUCUACCAGAGAGAAGUGACUCUUCCUCUCCAGCAAAAGUCGGCUGCCAAAAGUUCCUUAGUUAAAGAAGCAUUGGCUCCAGGAAUGAAGAAGUAUGUGUUGGGUGAGCUAUUCUGAAUAACAUGAGGGGAGGACCUUGAUCAUCAAAGGGAAGGCAUAUUCCAGAAAGCCAUUGUGCUAAGGAUCCACCGUUGCCAGGCAUGUCCAUGGAAUUUUCACCCCUCGGUUGCACAGCUGUGAUCUGUUAUUCCUGUCAUCUUUUCUGGCAUACAAGGCACAGUGUGAGAGGAUACAACUGAGGUCAUUUUUAUACAAGGGGAACAUGGGAUGGUUUGUUCUCUGGACUGAGCAUAUCUGCUUCAGGGAUGUAGAGGUCCACAGUGCCUGACACACUGUGACUCCAGACACAGCUUCGUCAACUCUAACUUACUGCUUUCUGCAGGCAGAGGUAUGACUCUUAUGUUCCCAGCUGUGAGUGGCCACCACCCUCUGUCACUCAUGCCUUCCAAGCCCAGAUCCUUAGGUUCCCCUUUGUCUUACUACCUGUGUUCCAUGUUGCUUGCUUCUUCCAUGGGUGAGGAGACUCCUUUUUGCAACACAGCACUUUGGAACUGUCACUCAUGCUUCUGGGAAGCAAUUUGCAGGCAUAAGUGGAAGAACAAAGAACCUGGAAUUGUAGAGUGCAAAAAUGGAGCUCAGCAGUGGUCACCACAGGCCAGUUGUUGAGUAGAACAAUGAACACACAAGGUAAAUGCAAGACCAUAAUCCAAUUGGUGAGCAGUAGUCCGCUCUGAGUACCACAUCUGGAAAUGUAUGUCCAAUGAUGAAUGGUGGGGCAGCUCACUUUAAGGCAUUUGCCUAAGCUUGCAUGUUGAUACACAGAAAAGAGCCACCUCAGAAUCAAAGUCUCUUACCAGCAGAAUCAUUUCAUUCUUAUCACAAAGAGGGAGGUUUGGUUAUGAUCUCAGGGCAUGUCAUGGAAGACUUCACAAAGGCAAUCGAGCAGGUCCAAGGACAGCAUGGCAAGACAAUGAUCACUAGUGUGAAAAGUCAGAGAUGGGUGAGUUCCCAGGGUACAAAUCCUUGUGAGCCCAUAAAAUUCUGCCCUUUGAAUAUAUGUAAAUGCCCUUAGGAAGAAUGGCUGUCACUGUGCAUUCAUUAUAGUAGAGCUGCCUUUGAGAGUUGGGGGAAGUGAGGUGAGAAUCACUGGGAUUCACCAUAUGACACCUGCAUGAGCUGAAGCAAGAGAAAGAAUACCAGUUGCCAUGCAGGAAAUGCUGCCGGUGUGUCAUGCCCUGUGCUAACUGCUCUGGACAUGUAUCAUCUUGAGUAAGCCUCGGAAGAUGCCUGGGAGGUGGCCCCACUUUGAAGAUGAGGGACAGAGAAAGUGAGAUGAAUAAUCACGGGCUUUCUUUUUCUCUUCUCACCUCUUGUUACAGUCUGGAUUUUCCUGGCUGCACACAUUCCUCCUCGCUAUCGCCUUCACUUUUCCUCCUGGAACCAGGGCUCAGUGUGGCGACUGGCUCAGACUAGAACCCAUCAUGGAUCCACUGCAGAAAUGGGAUCCACUGUUGAUUUCUGUGCCCUCCUGCAUGGCCACUGUGACAAGCUCCCAAGAGUCCUCAGCCUUCCCUCAGCCUUCCUCCUCAGAAAAGCUAAGUGUGGGGCUCAGUGGGCUGAGCCUCAGCCCCAGCCCCAGCUCAGGUGUCCCUGCCCCUCUGUCACAGGGGCUGCUCCAGCAGCAGGCCAGGGAGAAGAAGGCCCUGUGGCAGCAGUACUGGGAGAAGCAGGGCUUUCCUCAGAGGAAGAAGGUCUUCCUGAGGCACUCGAGACGCUGGCACCGGGAUCACAUGGCACCUUACCUGCUUGAAAAGGAUGUCAGAGGAGGCAGAUCCCAGAAUCAGCUCCUCUGCCAGGGCCACGUGCUUAAUAGUGCUGGGGUGAGUGGAGAGAGGAACGCAGCUCCCAACCCUCCGUCCUGGGAAAUGCUGGUGCAGGGCUUCAGUGGCCUCACCCUCAGCCUGGGAGCCAACAGACCAGGCCCCCUGCCGGAGGGGCCUCUGCAGCAGCAGGAACCAGAGGAGAUGUGCCAGCAAAAGAGGCAGCAGGAAAGCAUCAGGAUGCUCAAGUAGAGGGUGGGAGCAGGCUGAGGUCUGUCUGGCCCCCAAAAGAUGGAGGCGAAAACGGAUUCAGACAGUGCUGCACUUAAAGCUCAAGAGCCUGGACUCUUCUGACGUCAAGGCAGUCAGCUGCCUUUGGACGAGCCCCAGCGCUUGUGCUAGGAGGGGAACUGUCUUAGGAAAGGCCCCACUUUCCUGCCUAUGUCUUUUAGCAUGCCUUUUUGGGUAUGGUGCAGGGUGUUAACCUGUUCAGAAGAAACCUGGGUACCAGGGAUCCCUGAAUGCCCAUUAUGUGAUUCACACACUGAGGGUUUUCACUGGUUUUCCUUGGAAAUCAGCACAGCUCCUUCCCAAAUUUCUGUCAAAUAGAACCAACACAACAUGUGUAUAUAUGUUUAUAUAUGUAUAUCUAUGUAUAUGUAUAUAUAGAGAGAAGACAUACAUAGUAUAUAUGUCUUCCACUUGCCUUCUCAAUGUGCAUUUAUUGAGUGAUUCCCCACUAGGAAUCACUAGGUACUAUGGAAUGCAUGUGCCAGGUAAGAGAGGGAGGGAGGGAAGGAGGGAGGGAGAGAGAAAGAGAGAGAGAGAGAGAGAGAGAGAGAGAGAGAGAGAGAGAGAGAGAGAGAUUGACUUGCAUCUUCCAGAAACUGAAGCAAGAGAAUGCAGGCUUAAGGCACCUACCUACCCAGUGUAACUACCUACCCAGUGUACAUCCAGUGGUGUGAACCCAUGUGGAAGAAGAGAAGUUUUCCUCCUUAACCAUGGUGCUUAAUGGUGGCUCCCUGGUGGAAUUUCCCAUGUGUCCACUCAGUUAAUGGUCAUAGCAGACCUUGACGUGGGGGUUUGCAACUGUGUGCCUUCCCCCUUCCCACUCCUUCCCUCUGGCUCUUAAUCAAGUCAAUAAAAUAAGACCCAGAAGUGGUUCAGGAAAGCCAUAGUUUCAUUCAGACGAGGAUGCAAAGAGAUGAGAAGCUCAAGUAUGUCUGCUGGUGUGCAUGCUGGGGGCAGCAUGGACAGUCUGCAUGGGCAAGGGCUGUAGUGAAGGAAGUUUUGGGUGGCAUCAGUUUGAGCUCAGAAAUUGGUGGUAACUGGUGAAUGUCCCAUGAUUUCCUGUAACGACACUGUACUUAACCAUGACCUGGCUAUACACAUACUAUUGACUAGAAGCUGGACAGGGGAGCAUUUGGCCUUCAGAUUUUCCCUUUCUGGUCAAGGGCCAGCAGUGGAAAGUCCUCUAAAUGGGUUUAUUAGUGGUAGUACUAGGGAUUUGUGUGUGCUGUGUUUUGUAGCUGUGAAAGACUCUGAUCAUCCAAAGAGAUCAGCAGGAAUAGCAGAAUGCAUCCUUUGUUGAACUGAUAAAAAGGACAGCAUUUUACCUGCCUGAGGGCCACAGGGGGUGGGGGAGGAGACAAGACAGGGCUUAUUCAAAUGAGAAGUUGUCCUUUGUUCCAGGUUUCUGCCUAGCAGCCACUCUGCACUAGACACAGGAAUGCCAUGUAUGCUUAAAGGGAACCUGCUAUUAACCUCCAGGCUCAUUUUGUCUUGCUACUUGCUGGUGGACUGAAUUGAAACCAUGAUCAUGAUCGCUCUGGAGCAGUGCCCAGGGCACAGCCUCUGAAUGACAGAGACAGCCGGUGAAGACCUUCCUGCCAGCCAUUAUGGGAUACCUUGAUACCCAUGUGGGUGAAGGCUUAUGGUAGGAUAACCGCUGUCCCUGGACAUUUGGCCCUGAGAAGCAGAGCCUCUUUACUGAGUAACAGCGGGAGCAUGUGUGAGACCUGUCACUCUCUGUGCUGUUUGUCAUCCUUAUUCUUUUAUGGCCCUUGACCUGCGGUCUCUCUGUACAGGGCAUCACCUCUGUCUCUGUCUGAGCAGAGGAACAUGUCAAGGUGCACAUGUGUGUUUCAACUUCCCCACAUGGAAGUGAUUUGCUCUUUUCAAGUCCACAGUGUCCUGUGAUUGUACCAGACAGCAUGAAAUCCCCUGUUCCAACUGUAAAAACUGGUUCUCUUCUGUGAGCACCUGCCUCCUGUUGUUAAUGUGUACUGGAAUGUUAGCAAGUGCUUUUGUCAGAGAUUCUGAAACAUACAGAAACUGUGUAGUGAUCUCCACUCUAAUGCUGGAGACACCUUAUUUGUUCAAAUGAGGAGCUGGCCAUUGUUUGUGAGUUUUGUAACUCAUUGUCUAAGCCAUGCUACUGACUAUGUGAAGACUUAAAAUUCCAUUACAGUCUAGUUUGACUGGUUACUUUGCAAUCAUUCUCCCAUUGAAAAAGCCAUGCUUCUUUUUGUUAAUUUUUUAACUGUCCCUCUCUGUAAUAGGUGUCCUGUUUUCCUCCUAUAACAUCUUCCCCUAUCUCGUAGUCUUUCUGAUCUCCCCUCUGCCUCCAGCAUCGCUACCUUUCCCUCUUCAGAGCACACAAAUGGGAAAGUUUCAAAGAGAGAUGUCCUAAUAGGAGGAGGGCCAUGGAGCCAUGUGGCUGAGUUACACCUCUACGUGUACUCAAGUGAGGCACCUCAACCAAGAACAGGAUCCCCUGUGACACUAUUUGUCCUGGUGGAUGCAGGGACAUUUGGUACGAUGGCCCAGGCUCAGCGGCCAGCCCCAUUGCCCCAGUCCCUGGAAAACUUAAUUCGUCUGGAUACCAACACUGAGGACUUGGCCAAGAACUCUGUCACAGGCAUAGGAGUGGCCACGAAAGCCCUCCCAGAUGCUCAUUGCUUCCCAUACAGCGUGGUCUUCUGUGGGGACCAGAUAGCCUCAUUUGUUUUGUCCUUGGUUAUUUGAGUGCUGUCGAUGCUCUCAUUUGACCACAACUACUGACUUUGCCUCCUUUAAUUGCAUUUCUUCCUCCCACUCCAGGGGUAGAGCUACACAAUCUUUUUUGUGCUGUAUGAGUGUGUGUGUGUGUGUGUGUGUGUGUGUGUGUGUGUGUGUGCAUGUAUAGGAACCCAUGCCUGUGUGGAUAGAGGUCUGAGAAUCACUCAGGGUAUGUUCCUCUGUUGCUCUCCACCAUGGUUUUGAGACAGGUCUCUUGUUCCUGGAACUCACCAGUUUGUCUUGAUCAGCUUGAUAGCUAGUCCCAGGAAACCUCUUCUCUCUGCCUAGAAGCACUGAGAUUGUGGCUGUGCCCUGCCAGGCCUGGAUUUUGAUGAGCACUGGAGUUCCAACAUCACACCCUCAUGCCCUUAUGGCAGACACUGUACCUGCCCACACGGAUCCCAGCCCUGAGCUGUACAAUUUUAAUUAAUUGAAUCUACCCACCUGCAAAUUCUACCAUCCCUCUUCCUCAGUCGUGAAGCCUCCAACCACAGUGUGCUCCCUCCCAGUCUCUGUCUGCCUCACACUGUUCGGUGGGCUGUUUCCCGGAUGAGAAGACCAGCAUUUGUUCCCCACACCCACAAGAUAGCAGGCAGCAUCUUCGUGAGCACUAUUCAGUGCCUUGGGUGUGUUGCUCUGCUGCACUCAAAACUGCAAGCUCCUUUCAGAGGCUGGUGCUAGAAGGACUCCAGUUAUGACUUGAUUGUUGUCAUAGUGACACCACUCGAAUACCUUUCAUCAGUGCAACGUGACUUUCCUCUAUGACUGCCUCAUGCCAAGCUCUCACAGCCCCUUGGAAAGAUAUACACUUCCUCACCACACAAUUCUGAUUUCCUGUCAGGAGAGGGUGAAGAUACGUAUUUCUUGAAUGUCGUGACUCAGCUUGAGGCCCUGUGAAGACUCUGAGGGAGGGGGUGGCGGAGGUGAAACCGCUGUGCCAGAUAAAAUCAAUAACCUGGGAGAACAAGAGAUUUUUCUGACAGGAUUGAGUGUGGGUGGGUGGUUGCCUAGGUUACCAGUUGCGAAGGCCAGGGCUGAUGGAGACUGCCUGCCACAUGACCAUCCUUAUUCACAGGAUCCGGACCUGAAGGGUAAGUAUGAGGGAGCAUGCUCAGUAUUUCAGAGCCUUCUCAGUAUUGGCAGUUUACUGAAGGUGCUCUGAGCAUGUUUAUGAGAAGCUGAUGCAUAGAGGACCAGGACAUAGGCUCUGGCCACUAGCUGCAGGGGCCAUUGGGUCUUGAGUGAGAGUGUGCAGAGGAGACCGUGUCCUUCUCCUCAUGGAGGUAGCAAGGUCUAAGAGUAGGGCUGGCCCCAGCGCCACAGAUGAUAUUCUUUCUGUGCAGGUGGCCCUGUUACCUGUGAGCAGGGUGCUUUCACAAAGUGCUGAAGUGGAGUACUGUUCAGGGUGUGUGAUCCGAUGGUUGGACAAAGAAAUUCUGAAGAUUGCAACACACACCAAAUGCACAUGCACACACACACACACACACACACACACACACAAGUAUAUAGUAUUAUGAGGGCAUAGAACAAAGGAAAUUGUGGCUUUUCAAACAUCAUGCCAAAUUAAAUAAUCUUGACUAAAAACAAACAACAAAAUAUUCGGCAUGACCUCACUGCCUUUGGCACCUCACUGCCUUUGGCACCUGAAAAAUGGUCAUGUCUUUUUCACACUGACAAAACAGGUCAUUGGUUACAGUGAGGUGAACGUUGGUCAUGUGUGCUGAGCUAUGUUCCAAGUAAAAUCACUAACGCUUGUUCCCUGAGAUUUGGUAACAAAGGGCUGAACAAAAGCUACCAAGCACAACCUCAUCACGAGCCCAUUCAAGGUUUGUCCCCAGAAUCACGAAAAGGGGGUGGGGAUAAAAGGAAUUGUUUCUAUUAGGAUAAUGUCCUGAUUCAGGAGAAACUGAAGACUGGGAUGGACACACACCUUGCUGGUGCCUGAAAAGAACAUGAUGGCUGCCCUGCGAGUACCACUGCAUCGCGCCUGUCCACUACUACCAUGUGCCCAAUCCCUGUACUUUCAUGUGUCCCAUCUAGCCACGCCAAUAGAUGUGCACUGCAUUUUGCUACCAUCACAGUGACACAUGACCAAGUGUGAAUAUCAAGGUCUGAGAGAAAACAAGAUGGAACAAGCUUAAAGGGCAUGACAGUCAGAUGGGCUAGGAGAACCCCAGCAUUCUGCCUUCAGCAUCCCCUAAUUUUUGUUUGGUUGGGUUAUGGGAGGAGGGGCUGGUUGUUGUUCUUGUUGUUGUUUUGUAGUGGUGCCUGUCCUGGAACUUACUUUUUUAAACAGACUGGCAGAAAAUUCACAGAGAUCUCCAUUCCUCUGCCUCUUGAAUGCUGGGAUUAAAGGCUAGAGCCACCACAUGAAGCUCAGUCACCAAAUUUUCUUUUAAUACCUUAGAAACAAAAUUUAUUUUCAUAUGCAGUGUUUAUAAUUAGCAUAUAACCAUUUCAGAAGCAAUUGGAAAAACAAAGAAUGUGGUAGCUCAUACAAGCACUAAGAAGGCAGAAACAGAAGUAUUGCUGCUACAGGUUUUAAAGGCAGUCUGACCUGUUAUAAAAAUUUCCAUUGAGGGGUUUCAUAAUAAGACCCUGUCUUAAAAAAAAAAGAUUCUUCCCAGAUAUGCCACUGUCUAGUCGUCAGCUAAUGAAUGUUUGGGUUGUUUUAUUAACAUCUAUGCACAGAUUUUUGUUUGGUUAUGUUUUCUAUUCUCUUGGGCAAAUGCUAAAGGAUUCAGUUGCUGGGUUAUUGCAGCUCUGUGUGUAGCAUUUUGAGGAACUGUCCAACUGUUUUUCCAGUUGAUUGUAUAAUGUGCAAGCCUUCCGCCCAUGCAUGAGAGUUCCAGUUUCUUGCAGUAGUUACGCUGUGUCUUUUCAAACUGACAAGCUUAUCAGGCAUGAAGUGACGUUUGAUUGUGGUUUUGAUUGAUAUUUUCCUGACAAGUAAUGUGAACAUCUUUUGACGUGUGCACUGGCUACUCCUAUGUUUUUAAAGAAAUGUUUAUUCGAAUCAUCUGUCUUGUUCUUACAUUAAGUUAUGAUUUUCAGUCGUUGAGUUAUAAAAAAAAUCUUUUAGCUAUUUGGAACACUAGUUCCUCAUUGAUGACUUGCAAAAUGUUUCUUUUCCCUUGUCUGAGUUUUUUUUCUCCUUACAGUCUUUUGACUAUACUAGGCAGCAAUAAGAAGAAACAAGGUGGCCGUCAUGCUGCAACAUAGACAAGAAAUACGCAAAGUGAAAGACGGCAUCACAAAAGAUCACAUACCACCUGAUUCCAUUAUGGGAAUUACUCCAAACAGACAAAACAAACUUAUACAGGCUUCAGGCAUGAGGCCAGCUCCUUUUGGGCAGCAUAAAUGUAGCCAUUUUUAUUCCAGGCCCAUCAGCUACGUCAUCUCAGCUUGUUGCUGUUAGAGGGAAAAGCUCUCUGUGUGAGGUCAGGUUGGCCAAAAACUAUGUUUGUGUUCAGCGUACUCUAUGGCCUUGCUAUUCCUGGAAAUUACCCAACCAUAAGCGCAGCUGGCCCUAACUAUAAACUCUACUUGGGACCAAUCAAAUUAAAGAUCAGAUAGAACUGCUUGUCUAGUUAGCAAAAAUAACUUAAGUUGAAGCUGACUGCCAUGUUCCACUGUCCAUCCAUUCCCCCUACCUCCAAUACCUGUCAUGUGAGCUAAUUGCGGUUUUUGCCUUUAUAAGCUAACUCCAAAAGACAAUCGAUGUCACAGUUUGGCUCCCGAGGCCACUCUGUGUCCCUGACCCUGGUCAGUCUUGGGGUGUUGCAUUCAAUAAACCAUCCAUAUGUAACUGAAAAAAAAAAGAUUCUUGGGAAAUUGUUCAGAAUCAAACACUGCAGGAGAAACAAGUAUCUAGGUAAAUGUGAUGAGCAGCCUAAUUUCAGAAGCCCUGAGAUAAAUUAUUAUUUCUUGGCUGUCUGUUACUGAUCAUUUGACAGGAAAAUUUCUAUUCAGUAUCAGCAUUUGACACUAUAUAAUUCUUUCUGUAAGUCCCAUCCUUUUCUAACAUAUUUUAAAAAGCCCCUUAAACAUGCCAAAAGCCUGAUUUUAUGAACAGAAAUUCUUUCCUAAUAGAAAAGUAAACCGUUUUUACUUACUACCAGUAAUACCAUCUUGGUCCUUCUCUUUCUUGGCUGAUCCUGGGGUUGGAUGUGGGGGAAGCAUCAUCGUGCAAUCAAUAUUUUCAUAAUCAGCAUCAUAGUCAUCUUCAUCAUAAUCUGGUAAAACCAAGGUGAUCUCAUUAGCAUGAAGAAUGCUAUACAAUUAUACCCUGGAGCUCUCUUCAACUCUCAAGAAUUUAAAGGACUACAGAAGUACUAUGUAGCCUUUAAGAAUACACAAAGAUUUGUGCGUGUGUGUAUGUCUGUGUGUCUAUAUGUGAGUGUGUGUGUGCAUGCUACUCUCCUGUAAUCUCACCACUAAGAAGGGAGAAGCAGGUAGAUAUGAGUUUGAGACCAACCAGGGCCACAUAGUAAGAAGCCAUCUCAAAUACAAACAAACAAAACAUAAAAACAAUACAUAUGAUGGAUUUUCUGCCUUCAGAAAAAUAUGGUAUAGCCAAAUGUUCAUCCCUUACAUGGGGUUUCAGAGCUUCCACAAAUUGUUUGAAACCUUUUCCUUAUUAUACUGGGUUUUGUUUUCCAUUGUUCAAUCUAGAUCAAUAUUCUUUCCAAGUUAAAAAAUAUAAAAAAUAAACAAACAAAAACUAGAUUAUCUUCAAAGUUCCCAAGUUCUUGAUACACUUUUUUUAUCAUUGGCAGCUAAUCAUUCUUUUCAGGUUUUUUAUUUCUUAUUUUUGUACUAAUUACAGUUUCUUCACUUUGUAUCCCAGCUGUAGCUUCCUCCCUCAUUCCUUCUCAAUCCUACUCUCCGUCCUCAUCUCCUCUCAUGUCCCUCUCCAAGUCCACUGAUGGGGAGGUCCUCCUCCACAUCCAUCUGACCCUAGCUUAUCAGGUCUCAUCUGAACUGGCUGCAUUGUCUUCCUCUGUGGCCUGGCAAAGUUGUUCUUCUCAAGGGGAGGUGAGCAAAGAACCAGCUUAUUAGGGCACCCACUUGGAUACCAAGCUGCCAUGGGCUACAUCUGUGCAGGGGUUCUAGGUUACAUCCAUGAAUGGUCCUAGCUUGGAGUAUCAGUCUCAGAAAAGAACCCUUUGACAAGAUUUUUUUUUUUUGGUUUUGUUGCUCACCUUGUGGAGCUCCUGCCCCCUCCAGGUCUUUCUAUCUCCCCCUUAUUUCAUAAGAUUCCCUGCACUCUGUCCAAAGUUUGGUUAUGAGUCUCAGCAUCUGCUUUGAUACACUGCUGCGUAGAGUUUUUCAGAGGCCCUCUGUGGUAGGCUCCCACCCUAUUCCCUCUUUUCUCCCUCUUCUGAUGUUUGUCUCCCUUGCCAUUCUGAAUGAAGAUUGAGCAUCUUACCCAGGGUCCUCCUUCUUCCUUCUUGCUUAGCUUCUUUAGGUGUACAGAUUUUAGUAUGUUUAUCCUAUAUUAUAUGUCUAAUAUCCACUUAUACAUGAGUGUAUACCAUGUGUGUCUUUCUGCUUCUGGAAUACCUCACUCAGGACGAUCUUUUCCAGAUCCCACCAUUUUCCUGCAAAUUUCAUGAUUUCCUUGUUUUUAAUUUCUGUGUUAUAUUUGAUUGUGUAAAUGUACCAUAAUUUCUGUAUCCAUUCCACAGUUGAGGGACAUCUGGGUUGUUUACAGGUUCUGGCUAUCACAAAUAAAGCUGCUACAAACAUGGUUGAGCAAAUGUC
This is a messenger RNA of Meriones unguiculatus (Mongolian gerbil), 11451 nucleotides long. RefSeq names its product protein FAM156A/FAM156B-like. The record is from RefSeq and is a predicted model, not a curated record. NCBI's taxonomy places the organism in Eukaryota, Metazoa, Chordata, Mammalia, Rodentia, Muridae. Gene Ontology annotation, cellular component: nucleus. The coding region runs from base 2287 to 2877 and encodes 196 amino acids. The transcript is spliced from 8 exons. Gene Ontology annotation, biological process: epigenetic programing of female pronucleus.